AAUAUUUUGGCAGACAAAAGCGUAGAGGAGGCGCCACUGUUAAUGACUUCAAUGACUUCAUUCACACCAACGGGAGCCGCAGCAGUAGCACCCUCAACAUCCCACAAAUUCUGAAGCCCCAGAGAGGAGCAACAUGCGGCGGCAAAACUUCAGUUCAAUUAUGCGCACAAUCAAAGCAACUUAAUUAGCCGCCGGCUGUCACAAGAGUCCUCCAGCAAGCAGAGAGAAGGAUUGACAGACUGAGUGAAGUUGAAUGAGAAAUUGUAGAAGGAAACCACAAUUCCAGUGCAAACUAACAGAAAGCGAGAAGGGGAUAUGCAAAUGAGCCAAAUCACGGCGGCUCAUAGGCAAUGCGGAUUACAACAUGACACAGCGGACGAGCAGCAGAGUUGCAAAUCAUUUGAUUUGAUUGGAGUCCCCGCCACAGUCCUUCCCAUGAUAGGAGCAAACAAUAUCCCAAUGGGGAGGCUCCAGCUCAUCCUACUCCUGGGUCUGCUCUGCCUCUGCCUCAACCUGGAGAGUUGUCAGGCCGAGUGCCGGGUUGAGCCGGCCCGUGACUGUGAAUCCAUUUGCGAUGCCAGUGGGAAAAAUUGCACUAUUCGCGCUUUGGUCCUGCUGCCGGAUGACAACAUGUACCAGGCCUCAUUGCCGCGAGUGCUGCCCAUUUUAAAGGUGGCCGAGCAGCAGAUACGCUCCAAGGCACUGAUUCCCCCGCACAUUGACUUUGAGUGGCUGGCCCACGACACCAAGUGCGAUGCCUCGCUGGGCGUGAUCAAGGCCAUGGAUGGAAUCAUCAAACAGUGUGCGCAGGUGAUCUUUGGCCCCGUUUGUGACUACUCCUUGGCUGCUGUCAGCCGAAUUACCAAAUAUUUCAACAGCCAGGGAACACCUCUGAUCUCUGUGGGGGGAUCUACUUAUGACUUUGAGCAGAAGAAAACCGAUUGCAACGACGAGUUCUAUAUGCUACUGCGUACUGGAAUGGUCAGCUUUGAGACCAUCUCUGAGUUGACUAUAAAUGUAAUGAAGCGCCACAACUGGUCCCAUUCCAUCUUCUACUACGAACGCGAUGGCCAGCGGAGUGUGGCUGGGAUGCACACCUGUUUCCUCAUGAUGAAAUCCCUGGGCAAGCAGAUGCGCAACGAGAACAUGACAUUCGCACAGUUUCCACUAGAGCCCAAUUUGAAAAAUCGCACUGAGGAAAUGCGCCGGGAAAUUGGCAACAAACAUUCAAGUGAGUAA
Drosophila persimilis is the source of this 1239-nucleotide messenger RNA. Its product is annotated as atrial natriuretic peptide receptor 3. NCBI's taxonomy places the organism in Eukaryota, Metazoa, Arthropoda, Insecta, Diptera, Drosophilidae. The record is from RefSeq and is a predicted model, not a curated record. Bases 316 to 1239 code for a protein of 307 amino acids. The transcript is spliced from 4 exons. Gene Ontology annotation, molecular function: peptide hormone binding; signaling receptor activity.